AUGCGAAUCGAAUUCCCUAUUGAGAUGUGCCUGCCACACAUCAUCGGAACCCCAUACCAACAAUGGGUCACUUUCGAGCUUCACAUUGUCUCCGACUCUCCGGUCGAAUGGCAGAUGACUGGUACUGGGGAGAAUCUGGAGACUACAGCUGCGCAUCCAUAUGGUAUACUGGACCACAAUGAACUGGGAGACCCCCACUGGGUCGAACCCACGAUCGCCCGUCAUCGCGAUCCUUUUGGUGCCUUUCCACUGCGGUAUUGCCUGUCCAUCCGCACGCCUCAUCCCUGGCCCGAGUGGUGGCCGUCGUCUGAGACACCGAGACGCAGUCGCAUAGUGAGGCUCUCCGCUGCGUCGCAACGAACGGACGCCACCAACCGACUGAACCGUCUCGCCCGAUCCCGCGAACAGACGGUCGCAGAUCACACACGCUGCCGCCCGAAUCGCCAUGUCAUGCCGGCAUACGUAUACGCCAGGGGAGGGGCAUGA
Messenger RNA from Colletotrichum paranaense, 486 nucleotides. RefSeq lists its product as uncharacterized. The record is from RefSeq and is a predicted model, not a curated record. Lineage: Eukaryota; Fungi; Ascomycota; Sordariomycetes; Glomerellales; Glomerellaceae. The transcript has a single exon. Bases 1 to 486 code for a protein of 161 amino acids.